GCUGCGUUAACUAGUGACGACCGGCUAACUAGCUGCACUGCUGUUUGCUACAAGCGGGCACUGCACCCGGAUGUAUUUUCGAGAUAUCGUUUGGAGACCGCGUCUAUCCUUCACUUCCCAAUGAAAUCUGAUCUCUUUGGUUUUUCUGAAGAUUUUCUCAGAGUAAAAUAACAUUAAGGACAGAUGCUUUCAUGGGACUACAGAUGCCGAUGCCUUUGAUGGGAUUGUAUUGCAUGAAGCAUAAUGAGGGUGUAUUGAAAAACAGGACAGAACCUUAACAAUUGGAGGUGCUGAAUCUGCAUACUUUUUGGGGGAAGAAGAUCUGCAUAAGAUGGAGAUGGGGGAAACAUGCAUUUUUAGAAAGAAUAUAGUAGAUUAUGUUUUUUAACCUCAGGCCAAAUCUUAUUUUUCUUGAAUUGUGUAUUGGGGAUACAGAUAUCAUAUAUCAAGAUGAGUUCAGAAGGAUACCAGUACAGAGCACUGUAUGACUAUAAAAAGGAGAGGGAGGAGGACAUUGAUUUGCAUGUAGACGAUAUACUGGUGGUGAGCAAAGGUGCUCUGCUGGCCCUAGGCUGUCCUAAUGGGGCUGAAGAAAAACCAGAUGAGAUUGGGUGGCUGCCAGGAUUCAAUGAGACAACUCAUGAAAAAGGUGACUUCCCUGGGACUUACGUUGAAUUUGUUGGAAGAAAAAGAAUUUCACCACCAACACCAAAACCAAGGCCACCUAGACCUCUUCCUUCCACAUCAGAUCUAACCAGGACAGAUUUGGAAUCAGACGGCUUCAUGUUGCCAGAUCUGCCAGAACAGUUUGCUCCUCCAGAGGCUGCAUCACCCAUCCUGGUCAAGCUUCUGGAGGCAAUAGAACGCAAAGGUUUGGAAUGUCCAACCCUUUAUAGAACUUUCACAGCAGCUUGUGUGCUGGAUAUGAGACAGUUCACUGACAGUGAUUUGGAGCCUUUGGACCUACAGUUGCUAUGUGAUGGCCUUUGGAGAUACCUGCAGGAUUUGCCUAAUCCAGUUGUUCCCACCUCUCUCCAAAGUGAGAUGAUUCAUGCAGCACAAGAGGUAAAGGAUCCAGAGGACUGUGCCCAGUUGUUGCGCAGGAUAGCCAGCUCACCUACCCAUCCACCCCAAUACUGCCUCACGCUCUACUGCCUCAUCAAACACUUCUGCCGGAUUUCUCAGAACACCAGCAAAAACCAACUCUGUGUCAGAGACUUGGCUGAAAUCUUCAGCCCUGUGCUUUUCAGGCUUCAACCAGCAAGCUGUGAGGCCAGCCUGGAUUCCCUUAUCAAGAUUCUAGAGAUCUUGGUCAACAGUGAAUUGAGUGAAACCCAGGCUGCUCCAGCUUUGCCCCCCAAACCACCAAAGCCCACUACCCCAGUUCCAAACAAUGGGUUCAACAACAACAUGGCCUUGCAAGACGGGGAGUGGUACUGGGGAGACAUCUCAAGGGAGGAGGUGAAUGAGAAGCUGAGAGACACUGCUGAUGGUACGUUUCUGGUCCGAGAUGCAUCCACCAAAAUGCACGGAGACUACACUCUGACUCUGAGGAAAGGAGGAAAUAACAAACUGAUCAAAAUAUUCCAUCGGGAUGGGAAAUACGGCUUCUCAGACCCACUGACGUUCAACUCGGUGGUUGAGCUCAUCAAUCACUACAGACAUGAGUCCUUAGCCCAAUACAACCCAAAGCUGGACGUGAGACUGCUGUACCCAGUGUCAAGGCUCCAGCAGGACCAGGUUGUUAAAGAGGACAACAUUGAAGCUGUCGGUAAAAGGCUGCAGGAGUACCACCUGCAGUUCCAGGAGAAGAACCGAGAGUACGAUCGUCUGUACGAGGAGUAUACAAGAACAUCACAGGAAAUUCAAAUGAAGAGAACGGCCAUUGAGGCAUUCAAUGAAACCAUUAAGAUCUUUGAGGAGCAGUGCCAGACCCAAGAGCGCUAUAGCAAGGAGUACAUUGAAAAGUUCAGGAGAGAGGGCAACGAUAAAGAAAUCCAGAGAAUCAUGGGAAACUACGACAAACUGAAAUCGAGAAUAAGUGAGAUUGUGGACAGCAAACGGCACCUGGAGGACGACCUGAAAAAGCAAGCAGCGGAUUACAGGGAGACCGAUAAAAAGAUGAACAGCAUCAAACCUGACCUGAUUCAGCUCCGCAAGACCAGAGACCAAUACCUAAUGUGGCUGACACAAAAGGGAGUGAGGCAGAAGAAGCUGAAUGAAUGGCUGGGUAUCAAGAAUGAAAACCCAGAGGAUGAGUACUCAAUGGUUGAAGACGAUGAGGACCUCCCACAUCAUGAUGAACGUUCAUGGAGGCUAGGCAACAUCAACCGGCUGCAGGCAGAAGCUCUGCUCCGGGGGAAGAGGGACGGAACAUUCCUUGUCCGGGACAGUAGCAAAGCUGGCUGCUACGCCUGCAGUGUUGUUGUGGAGGGUGAGGUGAAGCAUUGUGUUAUCAACAAGAGUCACACGGGCUAUGGAUUCGCAGAACCAUACAACCUUUAUGGCUCCCUAAAAGAACUCGUCCUGCACUACCACCACACGUCACUCGUACAGCACAAUGAUUCUUUAAAUGUCACGCUCGCCUACCCAGUUUACACACAGCAGAGGCGGUGAUGACCUCAUGGUGAUGACCUCAUGGUGAGUACCUGGACUUCAUGAGGGACAAUCAGGACGACUUCUUUGGAAAUGCAGAUGUGUGGGAUGGUAUCAAUUAAAAAACGGAAACAUUG
Coregonus clupeaformis (lake whitefish) is the source of this 2732-nucleotide messenger RNA. RefSeq names its product phosphatidylinositol 3-kinase regulatory subunit alpha. The record is from RefSeq and is a predicted model, not a curated record. The coding region runs from base 451 to 2616 and encodes 721 amino acids. Gene Ontology annotation, biological process: insulin receptor signaling pathway; phosphatidylinositol phosphate biosynthetic process. The transcript is spliced from 16 exons. Gene Ontology annotation, molecular function: protein binding; 1-phosphatidylinositol-3-kinase regulator activity. NCBI's taxonomy places the organism in Eukaryota, Metazoa, Chordata, Actinopteri, Salmoniformes, Salmonidae. Gene Ontology annotation, cellular component: phosphatidylinositol 3-kinase complex.